AUGGGUGGAGAAGAACUGAGAGUGGAGCUUGCAGAGAUUGGAAAAAGCAUGGGAUCGAGUUUCAGGAGCAGCUCUUCGAGAAAGGAGCUUGAGGAUGAUGAAGCAGAGUAUGGUCUGCAAUGGGCUGAGAUCCAGAGACUGCCUACUUUUAAACGGCUGCGGUCGUCUCUGGUCGAUGAACAAGGAGAGGAUGUGGAGAAAGUGAAAAAGGUCGUUGAUGUCACCAAGCUUGGAGCCAUGGAACGUCAUCUGAUGAUUGAGAAGCUGAUCAAACACAUUGAGAAUGAUAAUCUCAAGCUGCUCAAGAAAAUCAGAAGAAGACUAGACAGGGUCGGUGUGGAGUUUCCGAGCAUAGAAGUGAGGUACGAGCAUUUAGGAGUUGAAGCAGAGUGUGAGGUCGUUGAAGGGAAGGCGCUUCCAACUUUAUGGAACUCCUUGAAGCGCAUUUUCUUAGUCUUGGUGAAGCCGAGAACACGCGAAGCCAAGAUAAACAUACUUACGGAUGUUAGCGGCAUCAUUAAGCCAGGAAGGUUAACAUUGUUGCUUGGUCCUCCUGGAUGUGGAAAAACUACUCUGCUCAAGGCUUUGUCUGGAAAUUUGGACACAAAUCUAAAGAGUUCUGGUGUAAUCUCCUACAACGGACACGGACUGAACGAGCUUAUUCCUCAGAAAAUAUCGGCGUAUAUAAGCCAACACGAUCUGCAUAUUGCAGAGAUGACAGUGAGGGAGACAAUAGACUUCUCAGCUCGUUGUCAAGGCAUUGGUACCCGAACAGAUAUUAUAAAGGAGGUCAGUAAAAGAGAAAAGGAUGGUGGAAUCAUUCCCGACCCAGAAGUAGAUGCUUACAUGAAGGCAAUAUCGGUUAGAGGACUUAAAAGAAGUCUGCAAACAGAUUACAUCUUGAAGAUCCUCGGGCUUGACAUUUGUGCAGAAACAUUGAUUGGCAAUGCGAUGAGAAGAGGCAUAUCUGGGGGGCAAAAGAAACGUCUUACCACAGCCGAGAUGAUCGUUGGUCCAACAAAAGCUCUGUUCAUGGAUGAAAUAACAAACGGCUUAGACAGUUCCACGGCGUUUCAGAUUGUCAAGUCACUUCAGCAGCUGGCUCAUAUUACCAAUGCAACUGUGGUUAUUUCCCUUCUUCAACCUGCUCCAGAAACAUAUGACCUCUUUGACGAUAUCGUGCUGAUGGCUGAAGGAAAAAUCGUGUAUCACGGUCCACGCGGCGAGGUCUUGAAAUUCGUUGAGGAAUGUGGAUUUCGAUGCCCAGAAAGGAAAGGUGUAGCAGAUUUUCUCCAGGAGGUUCUAUCUAGAAAAGACCAAGGACAGUACUGGCUGCACCAGGACUUACCACAUAGCUUUUUCUCAGUAGACACACUGUCGAAGAGAUUUAAGGACUUGGAGAUUGGGAGAAAGAUAGAAGAAGCCCUCUCUAAGCCAUAUGAUAGAUCAAAAACCCACAAGGAUGCUCUUUCCUUCAAUGUGUAUUCUCUUCCGAAAUGGGAGCUGUUCAGAGCAUGCAUCUCAAGAGAGUUUCUUCUCAUGAAGAGAAACUAUUUCGUCUACCUCUUCAAGACGUUUCAGCUUGUUCUGGCAGCAAUCAUCACCAUGACCGUGUUUAUUCGAACACGGAUGGGCAUAGAUAUCAUUCAUGGAAAUUCUUACAUCAGUUGCCUGUUUUUUGCAACCGUCAUACUUAUGGUUGAUGGUGUUCCAGAGCUUUCUAUGACUGUUCAACGCCUUGCCGUAUUCUACAAGCAGAAGCAACUGUGUUUCUAUCCAGCUUGGGCUUAUGCAAUCCCUGCAACAGUGUUAAAGGUCCCCCUCUCCUUCUUCGAAUCUCUCGUUUGGACCUGCCUCACUUAUUAUGUCAUCGGAUACACUCCUGAAAUCUCCAGGUUCGUCAGGCAUUUCAUUAUGCUCUUUGCUGUUCACUUCACAUCGAUAUCCAUGUUUCGGUGUAUAGCUGCAAUCUUUCAGACAGGAGUCGCCUCAAUGACAGCUGGUAGUUUUGCCAUAUUAGUCACCUUUGUAUUCGCCGGUUUCGCCAUCCCCUACACCGAUAUGCCGGUGUGGCUGAAGUGGGGCUUCUGGGUAAAUCCUAUAAGUUACGCCGAGAUAGGUCUCUCUGUAAACGAAUUUCUAGCUCCACGGUGGCAGCAAAUGCAACCCACAAAUGUUACCUUAGGGAGAACCAUACUUGAAAGCCGAGGACUGAACUAUGAUGAUUACAUGUAUUGGGUCUCAUUAUGUGCCUUGCUGGGUCUCACUGUUAUCUUCAACACCAUUUUCACUCUUGCCCUGAGUUUCUUGAAAUCUCCCACUUCAUAUCGUGCCAUGAUUUCCCAAGACAAGCUCUCUGAGCUGCAAGGGAAGAUGGUCUUACCUUUUAAGCCAUUCACCAUAACAUUUCAAGACUUGAACUAUUACGUCGACGUCCCUGUGGAGAUGAGAGGUCAAGGGUACACUGAGAAGAAGUUGCAGCUUCUAUCAGACAUCACCGGAGCUUUCAGGCCAGGCGUUCUAACGGCGUUGAUGGGAAUCAGCGGAGCCGGGAAAACAACUCUGCUCGACGUUCUCGCCGGAAGAAAAACAAGCGGGUACAUCGAAGGAGACAUCAGAAUCAGCGGAUUCCCUAAAGUGCAGGAAACAUUCGCAAGAGUCUCAGGCUACUGCGAGCAAACGGAUAUACACUCACCAAACAUCACCGUCGAGGAAUCCCUAAUUUACUCCGCCUGGCUCCGUCUAGUUCCAGAAAUCGAUUCCAAAACCAAAAUCAGAUUCGUGAAGCAAGUUCUGGAGACGAUCGAGCUGGAGGAGAUCAAGGACGCGAUGGUGGGAGUCGCCGGCGUGAGCGGACUGUCGACGGAGCAGAGGAAGCGGUUGACGGUAGCGGUGGAGUUGGUGGCGAAUCCGUCAAUCAUAUUCAUGGACGAACCAACGACGGGGCUAGACGCAAGAGCAGCCGCCAUCGUAAUGAGAGCUGUGAAGAACGUCGCCGAGACUGGACGAACAAUUGUCUGCACUAUUCAUCAGCCCAGUAUCGACAUUUUUGAAGCCUUUGACGAGUUGGUGCUUCUGAAGAGAGGAGGUCGAAUGAUUUACACUGGACCACUUGGACAACAUUCUUCUAAUGUCAUUCAAUAUUUUCAGAGUAUACCUGGAGUUGCUAAGAUUAGAGACAACUACAAUCCAGCAACAUGGAUGCUUGAGGUCACUUCACAGUCUGUAGAGACUGAACUGAACAUAGAUUUUGCAAAAAUCUACAAAGAAUCAGCUCUUUACAAGAGCAACUCUGAGCUAGCCAAAGAGCUGAGCAAACCGGAUCCCGGUUCAACCGAUUUGCAUUUCAAGAGAACAUUUGCACAGAACUGGUGGGGACAGUUCAAAUCUUGUCUAUGGAAGAUGAGUUUGUCUUACUGGAGAAGUCCUUCUUACAACUUGUUGAGAAUCGGUCACACUUUCAUCUCUUCUUUGAUCUUCGGUGUACUCUUCUGGAACCAAGGACAAAAGAUAGAUACUCAACAGAAUCUGUUUACAGUUCUCGGAGCGAUUUAUGGACUUGUGCUCUUCUUAGGGGUAAACAACUGUACUUCAGCUUUACAGUAUUUUGAGACAGAGCGUAACGUUAUGUACCGGGAAAGAUUCGCCGGAAUGUACUCUGCGUUCGCGUUUGCGUUGGCUCAGGUUGUGACCGAGAUUCCUUACAUUUUCAUACAAAGCGCAGAGUUUGUGAUCAUAUUAUAUCCUAUGAUGGGUUUAUACGCAUCUGCCUACAAAGUUUUCUGUUGUCUCUACUCAAUGUUCUGCAACUUACUCUGCUUCAACUACCUCGCACUGUUCCUCAUCUCCAUCACUCCAAACUUCAUGGUCGCAGCUAUUCUCCAGUCGCUAUUCUUCGUUACUUUCAACCUAUUCGCAGGAUUCUUGAUCCCUGGACCGCAAAUCCCAAAGUGGUGGGUCUGGUUUUACUAUCUAACCCCAACCUCGUGGACGCUCAACAUGUUUUUCUCGUCUCAGUACGGCGAUAUUCAUGAUGAGAUCAAUGCGUUUGGAGAAUCCACGACCGUUGCGAGAUUCUUAGAGGACUAUUUCGGAUUCCAUCAUGAUCGUUUGAUGGUUACAGCCAUUGUUCUCAUCUCAUUCCCAAUUGCAUUGGCUUCUAUGUAUCAAGCUCCUAAAGAUGGAGAAGCUUAG
Molecule: messenger RNA, 4194 nt
Organism: Thlaspi arvense
Lineage: Eukaryota; Viridiplantae; Streptophyta; Magnoliopsida; Brassicales; Brassicaceae
Source: the annotation of a GenBank genome assembly